AGCGUCGGAUCAGCAAUCGACGUGAAGUCAAAGGUCGUCGUGGCCUCUGCGUCAGGUAUUUCUCACCCUGUUGAGAAGCAGACCGAGAGGACGGAGACGUUCCCGUCAGUGCCUGGGAACCUGAGGGCUCCUGUAGAGGACAGAGAGGAGAGGAAAGAGAGAGAGAGGGGGAACCAUCGGAGGGAUCAUGCUGUGAGGAGAUACAGCUCAGGGAAAAAGAUAAAACAAGUUGAGGAUUGUUUUGUUUUUUUUGUCCUCGUCUGAAAUCCCCUAAAAAAGCUGAAGAUCCUGAUUGAGAUCUGGUGUCACUGCAGCAGCAUCAUGGGAGCCUCCAGUGGAAAGGCGUCUCUCUUCUCCAGGCUGCUGGUCUUGGUGCUGUGUGUCGUCUCUUCUCUCUGUCAGGAUGAUUAUUCUGGAUACCACUCAGGUGAGGAACAAACCUACGAAGGAUCCGUCAUCGACCACUAUGACAACUCAGCCUCUCCGCAGCCAGAGUAUCCCCCUGAGGCGACUCUCAGCCAGUACGAGGAGCAGCGUCCAGCGGAGGACUACGACCCUUACGCUCCGACGCAGGUCACCAUGAUCACUGAGGACGCUUUCCCCUACGCUACUACCGCUGAAUCCCACUACGCCAAGGAGGACACCGAGACCAUGGAGUAUCCUCCCUCGGGCCCCGACUCCGGCUCCUCUGAAGAGUCGGGGGGCGACUCUGCGCUCGGAGAGGAAGGUCCGACAGAGUGCGACUGUGAACCCGGAGAGCCUGGGUUCGCUGGAUUCGCAGGACCGAAGGGAUCCAGAGGUCCGCAGGGUAAAGAUGGAGAGCCGGGAGUUCAAGGCAGAGAGGGUUACAAAGGACCCAAAGGAGUUUGGGGCAGAGGAGGAGAUGCAGGACCAGUGGGCUCCGGCGGACCUGAAGGAGACGACGGAGCUUCAGGUUUCUCUGGAGCGAUGGGAGAACCCGGACUCAUUGGAGACCCAGGAGAGUCAGGAGACCUCGGCCUGAAGGGGGAGGUCGGCAUGGAGGGACCUCGCGGAGGAGUCGGAGGUCCUGGUGAGACUGGUCCUAGUGGUGACGCUGGGCCUUCAGGAUCAGAUGGGGGUGAAGGUAUCAAGGGCUCCCUUGGUGACGGAGGCAUAGAGGGUCCUCAAGGCCCAGACGGAGAUAAGGGUCAAAUCGGAGCGCCUGGGUUUCCUGGUGACUUCGGCGAGAGAGGCUACACUGGUUAUCCUGGACUUCCUGGAGGCUCUGGACCGGGCGGACCCAAGGGUGAUAAAGGUAAAGACGGUGUGCCAGGCAGUGAUGGUGACCCUGGAGAAGAUGGUCCCAUAGGAGUCCCCGGUUUGAUGGGAGAGCCUGGCCAGUUUGGUACCAAGGGCAGUAAAGGAGACCGAGGCGUUCAGGGACCUCGAGGAAGAGUCGGCGCUGUGGGAUCUCAAGGAGAGCAAGGAGACGCUGGAGUACCUGGGAAACUGGGACCAAAGGGUCUGCAGGCCUCCAAAGGGGCCAAAGGUGAGACGGGAGCCGACGGUGAAAAGGGUUCAGGAGGGAAGAAAGGCAUCAAAGGCAUCAAAGGACAGAAGGGAAGCAAAGCAAACCAUGGAGACAAAGGACAGCGUGGACCUAAAGGCGGGAUCGGUGGUAACGGCGUCUCCGGCCCCGUUGGUUCUCCGGGCCUUCCAGGAACCAGAGGGGAGAGAGGCGGGAUGGGAGACCCGGGAAUCAAAGGCCGACCAGGACCCAAAGGAGCACCAGGUCCCACUGGUCCCGGUCUCACUGAUGAGCAGGUCCUGCAGCUCUGCAGAGGCGUAGUCACGGCCCAGAUCUCCCAGUACGCCUCCUCCAUCCGGGCCAAGUGUUCCCAGGGCUGCCCCAUCAACAACCGGACACUCAUCGGGCCCCCGGGAGGCCAGGGGCCGCCGGGACCGUCAGGGAAACCUGGUAAAGCUGGAAAAGCCGGAGCAAAGGGAGCCAGAGGUGUUCAGGGAGACAGAGGACUGGAGGGAGACAAAGGAGCGCUGGGUAACCGAGGUAAAAAAGGACCUAAAGGUGCUGCAGGUGUUCCAGGUACGGGCCUGCCGGGACUCGACGGACCACAAGGCUACAGAGGUUUUCCAGGUUAUGCAGCAGAACCCAAAAACGGCAUGGAGGGUCCUCAAGGCCCACGCGGCUACACAGGUCCGGUGGGUGUUAUCGGUAUGCUCGGGGUCGCUGGCGUGCCGGGAUUCUGCGAGGCUCGGGAUUGCAGCAUUCACGCACCGGUGAUGCGUAAAGAGCAAGGCCUGGUGAAAGGACCAAGCAGCUCCAAUAUCUAAACCUGAGAUCCACUUUGGGUUUCGGUUCAAAGAAGGAAAUGCUUAUUAGAUUCACGACAGACUGAUUCUAUGGAAGUGUCGGAGGGCCCAGUAUAGCACCGUGAGGCGCUCCGCUGAGACACACUGAGCUCUGAGCGGGAAUAAAACCAGCAAAGACUUUUCCAUCUGAGCCGGAUCCAGUCUUUAAGUGAACUUUUUUACUUCCUAAAGAUCCAAAAAAAGUUGUAAUAACAUAAAAACACCCAAACACUACAUGAUUCCCUUCUGAAUCCUUCCAUUUUAGUCUUUUUGUUUUCUCUCGUACUCCAUAAAAUGAACAAAAAAUAAAUAAUGCAGUGUAAAUAUGUUUGUAAAGUAUCUCAAAUACAUGUACUGUGCUCUGAAAUGUGUUUCAGAUAAACUGUCUGUUUUUUUUA
Messenger RNA from Scomber scombrus (Atlantic mackerel), 2729 nucleotides. RefSeq lists its product as uncharacterized. The record is from RefSeq and is a predicted model, not a curated record. NCBI's taxonomy places the organism in Eukaryota, Metazoa, Chordata, Actinopteri, Scombriformes, Scombridae. Bases 322 to 2313 code for a protein of 663 amino acids. The transcript has 27 exons.